This is a messenger RNA of Pocillopora meandrina, 3263 nucleotides long. The record is from the annotation of a GenBank genome assembly. Lineage: Eukaryota; Metazoa; Cnidaria; Anthozoa; Scleractinia; Pocilloporidae.
CAGGAGCAGAGAGAGCAGAAGGUUCUUGAUGUCAUGUUUCUCUGCGACGAAUGGAAAUCUUCGAAGGGUGGAUUAUCGACUUUCAAUCGAGAAUUUGCCAUUAAUUUGGCAGAAGCGACGACUGGUAGCAUGAAAAUCCACUGCUAUGUCUCUAAUAGCGAUGAUCAGGACAGAGAAGAUGCUGAACAACAUGGUGUCAAUUUAAUCACAGCUCGAAGUGUUCCUGGUUCAGCCGACCCCCUCGAGUGCUUGAAGUUUCCACCCUCAAAGCUCCCAAAGCCACAUCUGGUAAUAGGCCAUGGAAGAAAGCUGGGUAGUCCUGCUUAUUCCCUUGUACAGAUUACAAAGUGUUAAUGGAUCCAAUUUGUUCACGUCUAUUGUGAGGACCUUGGGAAAUAUAAAGAAUCUGCUACGGCUGCAGAAGAUACAAUCGAAGAGAACGAGGAGAAGCACAAGAUGGAAAUUGAGUUAUGUAAAGCAGCGGAUGCAGUUGUCGCCGUUGGCUCCCGUCUACAACAGAAGUACAGCAGACGUCUCCUUAAUGUUGAAGUGAAGAUUAUCACUCCUGGGAUUUUUGGAAAGUUUUCCAGUGAAUCAAAGUUGGCUGUAGACAGAUCGGUAGUAAAGAAUUUCAACGUGUCUAUGUUUGGCCGAGCUACCUUCGAGGAUCUUUCCCUGAAAGGCUAUGAUUUAAUUGCAAAUGCCAUUGGUUCUCUUGGUAAGAACUUUGAGUUGACAUUUGUCGGCUCAUCUCCCGGUGAACAACGAAAAGUCGAGCAAUGGUUUCUUGACAACACGUGCAUCAACCGCAACCAACUAACCAUCCGUCGAUAUUGCAGUGAACAAGAGGAACUCAAAGUGAUGUUCUAUCAGUCAGAUUUGGUUGCUCUGCCAUCCCGUACCGAAGGAUUUGGGCUUGUUGCCCUCGAGGCCAUUUCGGCUGGUAUUCCAGUACUCGUUUCUGAUGAAUCUGGCAUAGCUGAGGCUUUGCAGAAAGUAGAGGGUGGAAACACUGUCAUUGUUGGAUCAGGUGAAGAUAAAGAUGAAUGGGCACGAAGGAUCAGAGAGAUGUAUGAAGAAAGCGCAGAAGAGAGAGAAGCCAAUGCUGUGAAGCUUCGCGAGAACUACAGGAAAGUUUACUCUUGGAAAGCAGAAUGUGAGAGGUUUAAAGGGCUGAUUGGAAAUGUUGUGAAAACUGCAAAUGGUGAGCCCACUUCUUUUAAUUUUUCUUUUUUUUCAGUAUAUUUGCUGAAAUGUCGUGCUACAUGUACAAGCUAAACCUUAUGUGUAGAAUGAGCCACAUAAGAUAAACUGAAUACUGGUACAUGUAGAUAAGCAUACGAACAAGUAAAGUGCUCCUGUAUGUCCGGAGUUGUUACAUUUAUCUCGACUUGUGGUUGUGCCACAAGUGAAUUGUCUUCUUUAAUUUUUUUUAUAUUAAAUAGAGGGGUAUGUAUCUUGCACUAAUCAGAUUGCCACUUAAAAGUAUGUAUCUCACACCAAUCAGAGUGCUGCAUGAGGGUAUUUAUCUUGCACCAAUCAGAUUGCUGCAUAAGGAUAUUUGUCACAUAAACUGCUGUGUUAUGCAAGGAUUUUUGGCCCUGAGAAAAGCUGUAACAACACAUGUGAAAAAAUAUUGUAUUUUUUCACAUGUGUUGAUAUAGUCAAUCAGUUGCAUGUCAGUUGCCUUUGGCACCACUCAGUCAGGUUGAUGAAUGAACGGCAAAGCCUUCAUGAUUCUCAAUACAAGUUGUUUGUUGGAGUUUUCUCUAAUUAUGGCAGCUAAAACACUUAAAAAAUCCUUAUUGCUGGCAGACAAUGAGGUUCAAAGUUUCCUAGAAAGGGAAGGAAACCAAUAUACUAAAGAAAAACCGAAAGUUGUGUAUUCAGUGGCUUUGGUGUUAGCAUUUCUCUUGUCUGAGAAUGAAAAUUGACAACUGGAAGAUAUGCCAUUAGCUGAUUUUGGCUGUUUACCUGAAAGACUUCUUCUGUCGGUAAGGACAGCAUUCAAAGUGCAAUCAGAACAUACCCAAUAAUAGCACUACAUGAACAUUGGGUAAUUUUUCAUGUUCUAGAAUUGUACUCCAUCAAUCAAAUUCCAUUUUACCUCAUUAGACUUUGCUCCAUGACAUGUCAUUUCCCUGUAAAAAACCUGCAUUUUAUCAUGUAUUCUCACUGCAUUUUCUGACCCCGCUAAAAGAAAUUCACAUAGAACAAAAUGAGAUUGAUAGUGAACUUUCCUUGCAAUUCUCCCAUGUUUUGAAUUUGUCUACAAAUAAAAUUUGCUUUUAGCUACCUUGGACUUAACCCAAUUGCAUGUCAAUUCAUUGUAAACAACCUUCGUUUUAUCAUGUAAUUCACACACAGAGGACACAGUCUAGAUAGGCAACAGCCAAUCAGGGAGCCCUCUUUGAAUUAUUAUCCUUUUCUCUUGUUCAAUGUAUCUUCACUUAAUCAAGAUUGUAAUUAUAUAUCUUUGGCCAGGGUCCAUUGGAGACACAACAGAACUUCAGUGUGCUUUUUGUAUUAAAAUUAGAUGAAAUCCUAUUUUUGGGACAACUAACUGUAGACGAGUAAUUUUGAUUUUCUCUCCGCAAGAGGAACAGCAGUGAGCAUGGUCUCUUUGGCAACCAUUAUUUGGUCUCACAUUUUAAUGGUUAAAUAGGUAAGAGGUGAAAAAACCUUGUUAUAGUAAGAUUAAAUUUGACUGUUACAAUUUAACAGGUGGUAAGUUGAAUGUUAAGGUUGCAGUGGAUGACUUGAAACCUGAAGAACAGAAUAUGCAGACUGGCAUGUUGGCAACAGAGUCUGCCAGAUGUCAAGGGGUUCAGCAGCCUAGGGCAUCUGCUACAUCAACUGCAUCUGGAAGUGUGUCCUAUUCACAGAAAGAGCAUCUCAAUGCCCUUGAAAAGGAAAUCUUUCUAUCAAUUGUGCAAAAUUAUCUCAAGACCACACCACCACAGUCCCCUGAAGAGCACAGUAGGUUCAUGGAAUACACACAAAAAAUGAAGCUCAUCAUUACUGGUGUUGCUGUAGGAAGUUUGGUGAUAACAGUGAAGUGUGAAUCUCUAAUGAUAUUGGAGGAGUUGUGGACAGAUUACUCAUCUGGUCAUCUUGGUGAAGUGGUUCAGAAUUGUUUUGUCACUGAAAAGAUCUUGAAGGAACUGAACCUGGCUGAGCUGAGGCUGAAGACAACAAUAGACAUAGAAGAGUACAAUGCAUGCAAAACGUUCUUUGAGAAAGAUGCUCUUAGAGGUUGGUAG